Paramecium pentaurelia is the source of this 915-nucleotide messenger RNA. The record is from the annotation of a GenBank genome assembly. Lineage: Eukaryota; Ciliophora; Oligohymenophorea; Peniculida; Parameciidae.
AUGAAAUUAAUUAAGAAGAAAGACAUUUUUCAGAACAUUAACACAGAAUAUGAUAUUUCUGCUUAAGUCUAAAGAAAAUUACUAAACGGAAAUGCAUAAUUCAUUAUUGAUUUGGCCAUUAACUUAGAACUAAAUUCAUAUUCAACAGUAUCCUUAGCAAUUCAUUUAUGUAAUUAUUUCUUUCAUCAUAAAUGCUACUUACAAUAUGAUAGAUUUGUAAAAUUAUAUAUUUACAAUAGAUUGUUGCAGCUGCAUCUCUCUUAUUAGCUUAAAAAAUUAAAGAUGGUGAUCCAAGAAUGAGAAAAUUGUUAAUCAGUUUUCACAAAAUUAUGUAAUCAAUUGAACAAACAAGAAUGGCAAAUGAGGCUUUAAUGUAAUCAUUAUAGAACAAACUCUGUAUAGCUGAAAGCAGAAUUUUAAAGGUAAUUGAAUAUGAAUUUGAUAUCAAAUUACCAAAUGAUUACAUUGAAGUAAUAUGUAAAAAAUGUGUACCCAAAAAAUUUGAAGAAGCCACUUUUCAUACUCUCAAAAUAUUGAUUCUGGAUUCCUAUAGAACUUAUGCACCCUUAAUGUUUCAUUCAUGGGUGAUUUUGGUAGGCACAUUUUUAGUAGCAUCUUCUUAAUUUUCAUAUACUCCAUACAUGUCACCACCUCCUUAAUUGAAUAUGCCACCAGUUACUAAUGAAGAGGAGGCAUAUAAAAUAUGGCUUGAACAUGUUGAAAGUGAAUUAAGAGACUUUGAAAUUAAUAAACUCAAUAAUACAAAUUCAAAAUAGACAGAAAAGACCACAAUUUUAAAAUAAGAAGAUUUGAAAGACUUUCUCCUUGCCUUUAAUGAAAUGUUAUUCUUAAAUUAGAGUCCAGAAUAAUAACAAUAAUAACUUUAAUCCUAGCAAACAUAAUAAUAAUCAUGAG